Messenger RNA from Pistacia vera, 1109 nucleotides. RefSeq names its product GEM-like protein 5. The record is from RefSeq and is a predicted model, not a curated record. The transcript has 3 exons. Bases 103 to 1008 code for a protein of 301 amino acids. NCBI's taxonomy places the organism in Eukaryota, Viridiplantae, Streptophyta, Magnoliopsida, Sapindales, Anacardiaceae.
AUUCAUUUAUUUCACCAAGACGGAAAAAUCUCAGUAUUUUUAUUACUCCGCCAUCAAAGAAGAACUUUGUUCCAUCUCUUAUCCAAAGUUUAUCAGACCAAAAUGAACGGCACCAACCAAGAAUCACAGCCUCAUUAUCCUUCUGUUUCUUCUCCCGUUUCAAAUAACGAAACAAACCCAUUUGCGUCAAGUUCAAGCAGUGCUCAAGAAAUGCAAUCUCAUCCUCAUCAGCCGACUGCAGGUCCAUCGUCGUCACCUUUUGCGCCGGGAUCUACAGUCACAGAUGCUGAGAAAUGGGGGACUCAUGUGAUGGGAGCACCUGCUGUGCCCACGUGCCAUCCGGACAACAAAAAAGCAGCCUUGUGGGGCGCUUCUGCUAAUAAUCAGGAUCAACACUAUCAUCAUCCUUACCUUCAGUACUCUCCCGUUGAGAAACCAAGCAGUAGUCCCAUGGAAUCCAUUCUCAAUGUCUUCAAUUCUUGGGGCAAUAAGGCUGAAACCAUGGCCAAUAAUAUUUGGCACAAUCUUCGAACGAACUCAUCGGUGCCUGAAGCUGCGUGGGGCAAGAUGAGCCUGAACGCGAAAGCAUUAACAGGAGGUGGAUUCGAGACGAUAUACAAGCAAACUUUCACAACAUAUCCGAAUGAGAAUCUGAAGAAGACAUUUGCCUGUUACCUGUCAACAUCAACUGGACCUGUAGCUGGAACUCUAUAUCUCUCAAAUGUUCAUGUAGCUUUCUGCAGUGAUCGUCCCUUGUCUUUUACAGCACCUUCCGGCCAGAAGACUUGGAGCUACUACAAGGUUAUGGUACCUUUGGCCAUGAUUGGCACCACCAAUCCUGUGGCGAUGAAGGAAAAUCCAUCAGAAAAAUACAUCCAGAUCGUUACUGUUGAUGGACAUGAUUUUUGGUUCAUGGGAUUUGUUAACUAUGAUAAAGCAUGUCGGCAUCUUUCAGAAAGUAUCUCAAAUUUUGUAGCACAUGGGGUACCAGUACAGCCAACUUCCUAGAUCAUUGUUUCAGAGCUUCAGUUUCUGUUAUUAAUGAUUUGUUUCUUGUAUUUUAGUAUUCCCUUUUGAGUAUGUAAAAUAACAUGGAUUUUCUUGAUUAA